AUGUCUUUCUUGUUGCGCAACAACAGGAGAAACAAGAAUUCGAAUCCCGUCGGCACUGUUCCUCGUCGACCAGCAUUUGGCUCGGACCGACGAAUCAUUCCGGAGCCACGGAAUCCAUCCUCGCUUCGCAACAAGAACCAGCACAAUACAAAUGCACAAUCAAGCUUCGAUUAUGGGAAUCAAGUUCAGGUGCAGCGCACCGUCCAGGUGCAGCGGCCUUCUGUUUCUACCAAACAUGCCACCGCCACUGUUCAACAACAACAACAAGAUCCUGGAGUCAUUACCAUGUCCGAAGUCCUCGAGGAUCUCCGAGUCUUGGAAAUGCAGCAGCGAGAUUCGCAACGCAAGCUCACCAAUGCGCAAAUCACCAAGCAGAAUCGUGUGCAGCAGCAGGCCACUCUGGAGGUGCAACUGGAACAAACCAAGUACGCCAAUGGGGAACUGCGAGCCCAGAUUCGCCAGUUCCGGGAAUUUCUUUCCUGCGGAACAAGAGAAUUGGGCACUCGUCGACUUGCUGGAAGUCGAUCGGGGGAUGAUAUCAAGGCCUUUGAGCAGCAACUCAAGCGAGGCCUCCAAGCGCAACGGACCAAUACAACUCUAGUUCGAAAGAUUAGCUCACUGAUUAUCGGUCUGCAAAACAAGGAAGCAAUUCUCCAACGACUCAAUGCCGAGUCGAAGGAAAAGUUUGCUCUGUUGGAAAAGGACUGCCUGGAUGCCAAGCUCGCUGAAGAGAAGUUGCGCAAGUCAGUUCAGAAUGAAGUCUCCAGGGCGCACAAGAUUGCGGAUGAGGUGACACAAAUUCGCAGCAAGAGCUCGGCUUUGGAAGAAGAGCUCCUCUCAGCCCAAAGCUCGGAAGAAUCUACUCGACUUCGUGUCCAAGCCAUUGAUGGCGAGUUGGAAUCGGAAGCCAAACGCCACACGGACGCCAUGAAUGAAAUGCAAAGCCAAAUCCAAAAGUACGAACAAGAGACACUCACUUCCGAGGCGGAAAAUAAGGAAUUUGCUUCUCAAAUGGAAAAGCUAUCUAAAGAACUCCUCGAACACAAGAAAGGAGUUGUCGCCAUCCAAGAAAAGGAAGGCCAUGCUCUCAGCUCCUACUCGAAUGAUUUCCAAGAAGCGAUUCCAUCUCUUGAAAAGAAGAAGUUCUCUGCCAUCCUAGAAAAGGUGCAAUCCAGUGCCAGUACCAAGAAAUCCGAAAAUGAAGAACUUCGUGCCAAACUCGAUUCCAUUCGUGCGAGCAUCCAACAAAGCAAGGAAGACGCUCAGAAGAGUCACGAUCAAGCCAAGUCUUUGACUGAUUCUGCUCGAUGCGAAGAAGUCACACAAAAGACUCGGAGCGACGCGGUCUCCACAUUUCAACAGGAAUUGGAGAAGGAGCGCUCUGAAGUCGUGGAGUUGCGCAAGUCGUCAUUGGAACUUCAAGAAGAACAGAGCAAGGAAUCCACUGAGAAUUCCGGUCGUCUCGUCAAGAUUGAUGGAGACAUCAAGAAGGACAAGGACACAGUCGAGUCUCUGUCCAAUCAAAUCACCGCAAUCGCUGAUAGCGAGAAGAUACUUGAGGAAGCUUUUGAGUCCGAGUCGAGUGAUCUCAAUUGCCGCUUGAAGGCAAAGAAAGAAGCGAUCCAAUCGUUGGAUAUUGAAUUUGCUCGGACCGAAACCGAAGAAAAAACAACAAACAAAGAAUUCGAGAAAAACCACGAAGCGGAGUUGCAGCGGACCGAGGAGAAGCGACUGGCUCAUUUGGAGCAGGUAGUCGCCGAAAGGACUAAGCUAUUCAAGCAGUAUCCAUCAUUGAAAGAUAUCGUCGUCCAGUAUGACCAUUCCAGAACAAUGGAGGAUCAAGCCCAGGAAGCACUGCACUCUUUGACGGAAGCAUUGGAAGCGAAGAUCGAUGCUACUGCACGCGCCCGAGAGGGCAGAGAGAAAGAGAAGCGAGACGCAAUUCGCAAAGCAGCAGAAGCCGAAGCUGCCGUCCGUAGGAAGGAGGAACGUAGAAGAGAGAAUCGCGAGAAGCGAUUGGCCGAAAUCCAACGCGAAGAGGAGGCGGAACGACCUCGAACCGAAAGCAGCAUUGAUGCCCUGUUCGCCGAAGUCGAAGAGCAGGGCGAUGACGAAACCAUCGAUUCAAAGCGAGGUAGUGAAUCAAGUCUUGUUGGCCGAAGCAAAACACGAAGCAAGAAGAAGAAGAAGAGAAAAGAUGCCGAUUUCUACGACCCAUUUGAAGAGAGUGCUUUAUCGGAUACAGAGACAUCUCCAGCGGAACCGAAGCUGCUUUUUCCACAGUAUGAAGCCGAAGACUAUUCACUAUCGACGUACAAUUCUACAAUGCAAACACAGGAUAGUGAGAAGAGAGUUCGUUGGAAAGAUCAAGAUAGACUAUCCCAGGACGCGUCCGCGAAGAGUCGCAGCAAGCCGAGUGUACGCCAAAGCCGAAGGUAUGGCUCAUCUACUCAGAGUAUGAGCUCGGCCUCGACCAAGGCCUCCAAUAGUCGCACUUCUCGAUCUAGCAAGUCAAGCGCAACUCGUGCAUCUCCAAAACUGGAUCAUUAUGAUGAUUUGCUGAAUUCUGAGUCUGUUGAAGACACAGCGAGCAAGCGCUCGAGCUCCACCAAGUCUUCUACCAGCCGCACUUCUCGAUCUAGCAAGUCAAACGCAAGUCGCACAUCUCCCAAACUGGAUCACUAUGAUGAUUUGCUCAAUUCGGAAUCCAUUGACGACGCUACAAGCAAGCGUUCGACCAAGCCUUCCACCAGUCACACUUUUCGUUUCAACAAACCCAGUACGAGUCAUACAUCUCCUAAACUUGAUCACUAUGAUGAUUUGCUCAAUUCUGAGUCCAUUGACGAUGAAGUAAGCAAGCGUUCAACCAAGCCGUCCACCAGUCGCAGUUCUCGUUCUAGCAAGUCAAGCAAAACUCGUACAUCUUCGAAACAGAAAAACUAUGUCAAUCUACUCAAUUCUGGAUCUUUCGAAGAUACAGCAACGUCAGUCGUCGAAGAUGGCCCGAACUCCACCGAAAGCAAGGACGAACUUGAUAAAUAUUUGCCAUCGAAGGAAAAGAGUUUGGACAUGCCUCAAGACUAUACAUUAGAUGGAUCCAGUGAAGGUGAUAGCUGGAAAGCGCAAAUAAAAUCUGCAGAGAAGACCUUUCGACGACGUUCAAUUUCAUCAAAGCGAGAAGAGAAAUCUCAUUUCGAUUCUCUCAUGGCUGUUCCUGAUGUCUCUGAUCGCCGCAGCCAUUCAUCUGCUACAAAGCGACGAAAGAGAAAGAAAUCGAGUACCGAACCAAGAUCCCGAGACGACUUUGCAUCUAUUGAAUUGGGCGUUGACGAUGAGCCAAAGAAAAUACACCGGGACGAUCGAUCACCGUACCGCAAUGAAAUUGAUGUCGGCGCCAGUCUUGAAAGUGGAUCGACGAAAUCUCGAACCAAGACGAAGAAACAUGGUUCCGACAAGUCAAACGAUGAGAUUUCCAAGAAGAGUCCAAAAGAUCGCAAGAUCGAGCGCGACCCCCAAAGUAGGUCUAGUACUCAUGAUUUCGGAGACGGAGAUGCCUACAAGUCUCGGUGGAAGGAAGUGAAGGAAGACGGCGGGGAGAAGGUAUCUCAUCGACGAAAGUCUUCGGAAAAGCCUCAUUCCACAUCAAGCUCCUCGCAACCUAUUGACACCGAGACAGGCAAGUCCCAUUCUUCCAGACUAUCAAAAGGAAGAAUCAAGUCCAAAGUGUCUACUUCGAGCAUCGGUCGCUCGAUUUCUUCGGAUUCCAAGUCAAAAAGAUCCAAAGACGCCACGACUGUGUCUCGCGCUUCGAGUAGUAGAUCUCGGAAGGCACCAACAGGUUCCAAGACGACCGACGGAUCGAAGAAGCGCAAACUAUCCUCGAUUAGUACUUCCCAAGUUUCUGAUGCCACUGGGCGAAGCCAAAAAGCAAGACGCCGAAAGAAGGAGACUGCUGCGUCCAGCAAGACUGCAUCGAAAUCCUCGGCGGUCGUUGGGGGCUCGUAUGACUUCCACUUCUAA
Molecule: messenger RNA, 4020 nt
Organism: Cylindrotheca closterium
Lineage: Eukaryota; Bacillariophyta; Bacillariophyceae; Bacillariales; Bacillariaceae
Source: the annotation of a GenBank genome assembly